AUGGAAGCACAACAAGAGAGAUACGGUUUGGAGUCUCUGCUGUGGGCGCUCUCGACUUCGGCGUUCUUUCCGGUUAUCUUCAGCGGAACUGCUUUUGCGAAUGCCUCGGAAUGGCCUUGGUUGCUGCCAGCAACCGAGUGGACGGUAACGCUGCACAGAACACGCACCCUGCUGGGGGCACUGCUCAAUCGGGACUUGACAAACACGUCUGCGAAAGCGCUAACCGACAUCCUGCUUACCCUCGUUAAAACUAUAUACCUUCUGCAGCGAAAACGAGUCCGGAUGCGAUCCUUGGACGAUGCUUUGACCGAUAGUACCGAAGCGUCGCGACUAGAGCUGCACAACACUGGAGACUUGGAGGUGGUUCAGUCACAGAGGCGCCUGUUCCAUGCGCUGGGACUGCCCGCGCCGAGCGCAGUGCCCGACGCAACGGCACUGCGGGAAAUGGGGCUUGCUGUGCCUGAGGACGAGCUUGAGGGCGCAUCCCUUCGAAAAAUGCUCUUUCUAGAAGCGGUGCGACGGCUGCGGCUCCUUCGUCAUCAGCACCCGUCGAUUCUCUCCGCCCAGCGAAUGCUCGCAUCCCACGCGCACCUGGCAUCCGUAGAGGCGUUGGACGCCGAACGGCUGCAGACGCUGUUCGAUGACCUAUUCACAGAGUAUACCGCACGUCGAGCAUUGCUUUUAGAACGAUUCGAGCUCACUCUAGAGGUGUUUCUCGCCGCGAAGCGAUCGAGUGCGUUGACCCUUUGGUGUCAACUCAUCACACAGCGAUUUCGCGAGACCGUACAACCAUACUUCCAUAUCUAUGACGUGCGUGCGAUACGCACAGACACUGAGCAGAACCGGUCCAUCUUGCCACGAUCGGCACCGGGUGUUAGGGCAGCCCCCAUAAAGCACCUGCGCAUCGGCGAGAUGCCUGAUCGCGGCGGCCGUGUCACUGGAGCAACGGCGCUCGUUGCAGGGCUGUCAGCGCUUGGCACCUCGUCAAACGGACAGAAGCGUGAACAGAAAAGCGAACGCUCUCCGAAGAAGCGCGAGCGGGCGGAACGGCGUCGACCUUGA
This is a messenger RNA of Cyanidioschyzon merolae strain 10D, 1062 nucleotides long. RefSeq lists its product as hypothetical. The transcript has a single exon. The record is from RefSeq and is a predicted model, not a curated record. The coding region runs from base 1 to 1062 and encodes 353 amino acids. Lineage: Eukaryota; Rhodophyta; Bangiophyceae; Cyanidiales; Cyanidiaceae.